Danio rerio (zebrafish) is the source of this 742-nucleotide messenger RNA. RefSeq names its product peptidylprolyl cis/trans isomerase, NIMA-interacting 1 (gene pin1). NCBI's taxonomy places the organism in Eukaryota, Metazoa, Chordata, Actinopteri, Cypriniformes, Danionidae. Gene Ontology annotation, biological process: regulation of cytokinesis; protein stabilization; negative regulation of amyloid-beta formation. Gene Ontology annotation, cellular component: cytoplasm; nuclear speck; nucleus. The record is from RefSeq and is marked provisional. Gene Ontology annotation, molecular function: peptidyl-prolyl cis-trans isomerase activity; isomerase activity; phosphoprotein binding.
GGCGUGUGUAUUACUUCAAUCACAUCACCAAUGCGAGUCAGUGGGAGCGGCCGAGCGGUUCUGGAGCUGACGGAGCUGGAGAUGUGGAGAAGGUGCGCUGCUCUCACCUGCUGGUCAAACACAGCCAAUCCCGCAGACCCUCGUCCUGGAGAGAGGAGAACAUCACACGCAGCAAAGACGAGGCGCUGCAGCUCAUCCAGAAGUACAUUGAACAGAUUAAGUCUGGUGAGGAGGAGUUUGAGAGUUUGGCGUCUCAGUUCAGCGACUGCAGCUCAGCGAGGAAUGGUGGAGAUCUGGGUCUGUUCGGCAGGGGUCAAAUGCAGAAGCCUUUUGAAGACGCCUCAUUUGCACUGAAGGUUGGAGACAUGAGCGGUCCUGUGUUCACCGAUUCAGGAGUUCACAUCAUCUUGAGAACCGGAUAACCAGCCUGAAUCCCUCUCCAUCACGCCCUCAUCCCAGAUAACACACACACACACACACACACACACACAUGCAUUACACACACUACCCCAGAAUUCCUGAUCUUAAUCUGUGUCCCUCAACAUCCACUCUGGGCUUGUCAAAGCUGCACGUGACCUCCAUCCAGUGUUUCUGCAAUCAUACACGUUACAGAUCCCUGCAGAUCCUUCAUUUACUCAGCAUUCCUUAAUCCGGCACGGCUAAACGCUCGCAUGAUCACGGCUGUUGUGAUGGACAGUGGGUGACUGUAAACAUGACCAAUAAAAUCGACCAUCCCACUAAA